CACCGCGGGUUCGUCCAUGGCUCUUGCAGCGUGGGGGGCGGGCCUCUCUCUCGGGUCCCCUGGCACUCAUUGGCUCAGUGCGGUUUCCUUGGGGACGUGGCGCCGCCGCGGCCCGGGCCCUCCUUCCGGCUGGGCUGGAGGCCGCAGGGAGCCGUGGUGAACCGAGCGGAGCGGUGCAGAGGGACCUGCGGGCUGCUGGAUCCCGCUGCAGCCUUAGGAGAUGCCUGGGACAAGGAGGCCACCUUCUCAGGGCAAAAGGAAAAGGAGGUGACAGACGUUGAGACCAAUAAAGGGAACCCAUGGCUAGGAUCAGUUUUUCCUACAUCUGUCCAGCCUCCUGGUACUUCACUGUGCCCACAGUGAGCCCAUUUCUCCGUCAGCGGGUGGCAUUCCUGGGACUGUUCUUCAUAUCCUGCCUCCUUUUGCUUAUGUUAAUCAUGGACUUUGGACAUUGGAGUGCUUCAUUACCAAGAGAUAGGCAAUAUGAAAGGUAUUUGGCUCGGGUAGGAGAUCUUGAAGCCACUGACACUGAAGACCCUAAUCUGAAUUAUGGACUCGUGGUGGACUGUGGUAGCAGUGGCUCCCGGAUUUUUGUUUAUUUCUGGCCAAGACAUAAUGGGAACCCCCAUGAUUUGCUGGACAUCAAACAGAUGAGGGACCGCAACAGCCAACCUGUGGUUAAAAAAAUCAAGCCAGGAAUCUCAGCAAUGGCAGACACGCCAGAACAUGCCAGUGAUUACCUUCGUCCUCUGCUGAGCUUUGCUGCUGCUCACGUGCCUGUGAAGAAGCACAAGGAGACCCCUCUUUACAUCCUUUGUACAGCAGGCAUGCGGCUUCUCCCUGAGAGGAAGCAGUUGGCUAUCUUGGCUGACCUAGUGAAAGAUUUACCACUGGAGUUCGACUUCCUUUUUUCCCAGUCUCAGGCAGAAGUGAUCUCUGGGAAGCAGGAAGGGGUUUAUGCAUGGAUUGGAAUCAACUUUGUUUUGGGAAGAUUUGACCAUGAAGAUGAAUCAGAUGCUGAAGCUUCCCAGGAAUCAGCAGCAGGACGAAGAAGGACAGUAGGGAUACUGGAUAUGGGAGGGGCCUCUCUCCAAAUUGCAUAUGAAGUUCCUACCUCAGCCUCUGUCCUUCCUCCAAAACAGGAAGAAGCUGCCAAGAUCCUGCUGGCUGAGUUCAACCUGGGCUGCGAUGUGCAGCACACUGAACAUGUGUACAGGGUUUACGUGACAACCUUUCUGGGUUUUGGGGGCAACUUUGCCCGGCAGCGCUACGAAGACCUUGUACUGAAUGAAACUCUUAACAAAAACAGAUUGCUGGGCCAGAAGACAGGCCUGAGUCCCGACAAUCCAUUUCUGGAUCCCUGUCUGCCCGUGGGACUCACAGAUGUGGUGGAGAGGAACAGCCAGGUCCUGCAUAUCCGAGGAAAGGGAGACUGGGCCACUUGUGGAACAAUGCUGAGCCCCCUGCUGGCUCGCUCCAACACCACCCAGGCAUCAUUGAAUGGCAUUUACCAGUCACCAAUUGACUUUAACAACAGCGAGUUCUAUGGUUUCUCUGAGUUUUUUUAUUGCACAGAGGAUGUGCUGCGCAUCGGUGGCCGCUAUCAUGGGCCAACAUUUGCUAAGGCUGCUCAGGAUUACUGUGGCAUGGCUUGGUCAGUACUAACUCAGAGAUUCAAGAAUGGCCUUUUUUCUUCACAUGCAGAUGAGCAUCGACUCAAAUAUCAGUGUUUUAAGUCAGCUUGGAUGUACCAAGUCCUACACGAAGGAUUCCAUUUUCCCUAUGACUACCCAAACCUGCGUACAGCUCAGCUGGUGUAUGACCGAGAGGUUCAGUGGACACUGGGAGCCAUUUUGUACAAAACCCGAUUCUUACCACUCAGGGAUCUUCGGCAGGAAGGUGUCCGACAAGUCCAUGUCAGCUGGUUCCGUCUCUCCUUUGUCUACAACCACUAUCUAUUUUUUGCUUGUAUCUUGGUGGUGCUGCUGGCCAUCAUCCUGUACCUUCUGCGAAUCCGCCGAAUUCACCACCGACAAACUCGAGCCUCAGCUCCGUUGGAUUUAUUGUGGAUCGAUGAGGUGGUGCCGAUGAUUGGGGUACAGGUGGGACCAUGAGGCUGGACCAGGAUUGGAGAAUCUUAAGUACCCCAGAGUUGCUGCUCAUUGAAUUCCUCCACUUUCUUGUACUGGACUCAGAUUCGCUUUGGCCUUGGAAUUUCUAGUUUAAUUUCUACUUUAUUUACUUUUUCGUACCCAGGACCUCUUCUCAGAGAGAAGCUGUAAUUUAGUCUGUGAGGAACUAAAUGGUAAGAGAUUGGUGCUAGCAAAGAGGACCAAGCUUAGUCCAACUGAAGCAUGCUUCUUUUCCUCAUCCCAGAGAUCUGGUGUGUUCCUGGGAGCCAGCAUUUGCCUCUUGCUGAAGCAUGAAGUUUGGCAUGGGCACACUGGAAGCUUGGUUGAAUCCAAACUUGGAGCAUCUUGAUACAAAGCCAGAGGUGUUCUAACAAGUGCAGCAGCCCCUUCUUUCUCUGUAACAGAGAUAUCAUUUAUGUGGAGAUCCACAGCCUUUAAUUGGGAUCCAAGAUCUUUGUAGUUCAGUGGACCAGAUAUGAAUUUCCAGGCAACCAAAAUGACACAACUUCCGUGCUUAUUUGACAAGCCAUUGUGGGUGUGAUUCAAGAUCCUUGACAGUGUUGUUGAUGUUAGUAUAUAAUUUUAAAAUGCUAGAACCCCUUCUAAAUGGGUAGUCAGUCCAUUGAAAAUUAGAUAAUAUUUUACCUGAUAUCUGGUCUGAUCAGGAUAGAAAUUUUCCAUGUUUAUGUGCCUCACGGGCUAUUGAGCAUUAAUUUUGCUUUUUUGAGCCGUAAGUAGAAUGGAGAAACUGUGAUGGGGAACCAGGACCUGGAUUUGUCUGGUUUCAAGUCACUGUUCCCAGGCAUGGUUUUAUGUAUAGAAAGAUUUAAAGCAUUUCACCGCUAAGAUCAAUACAUCAUUUGGGAUGUAUUUAGGUUGUUUUUAAAGAAAUGAAGACUAGUAUCAGGAGAGUGGGCAAAGACAAUAAUAUCAAACUCUUAUUUUUUUUUUUUAGAAAUAGAAGUUUUAUCAAUUUCUAAAUCCUGGAAUGUCUGAAAUAGCAAAUUCUAAACUUUGGUUUAGAAGUUACAUGGUAACUUUCAGAACCUCUGUUAAGAGAUUGCUCAGUCACAAACAGUACUUCCUUGAUGAGAGAGGAAAAGCCAUAAUAAUUUCAUCUUCAUCCACUGCCCUCCUGGAGCUUUGCUUCUCUAUAUUUCUCUACAUUUAGCCUUCAGAUUGUAUGAGAAUUUCUUUUUCAUCAACUCCACCUUCCUUUCUACUUUAUCUUUUCUUAUAUGUAGCUGUGAGUGUCCUGCCUGUGACUAUACCCCCAGGGUUGAAAUAUCUUUCUUAUCUUUUUGUCAAAGCCUUUGAUUUCUAGACUUAGAUGAAGAGAGAAAAAGGUCUUUAACUUUAAAGAGUAAAAAUGGAACUCUUCAAAAAUAAAUUCCGUACUGGGAACAAAAAGAAAUUAAGUGCUUCAUCAAACAGAGAAAAAGAAAUUUAGAUCCUCCUAGAGAUGAACUGUUAUUAAAAUAAGUAUAUUGACUCAGUUGGUGAACUGAAUAACAAUUCAGAGUCUUGAAUUGUUAUUAUUGAGACAGGGUCUCGCUAUUGUAGCCCAGGCUGGCCUGGAACUCGGAAUUCUCCUGCCUCCACCUCCCAGUGCUGAGAUUAUUGGUAUACACUAUACACCUGGCUUUGAGUUAUUUUCAAAUUAGAUAAGCGUGGAUCUAGCAAAGACUCCUAUAGUUUCCCUUGGAAAUAUCCUUUUCUUUUUGGUUACUGCUUAUUGUAUAGCAUUUCCCUUUAAUUUUUAAAAUCUCUCAAUUGCCUUGAUUUUCUUUUCCUUAUUUUUGUGUCCUGUGAAUGAGGCCUUGCCUUAUGAAUGCUGCUUAAAAAAAAAAGUCAAAAUGUUUUGCUAGCCAUUGCUUACUCAGGUAACUUUUUCUUUUUACUUCACCUUUGCUUCAAAUACUAUUUUUGGUCUCUUGGGAAAUCUAAUCAAUUAUCUAGGCAAAAGCUACUUGAUUGGUGACCAUAUUAGUAUGCUCAAACUCAAGUUGAAGCGGGGAGUAGUAACUAGUCCCAUUUUAAAGCUUUUAUUAGUGAAGUUAUUCUUCCUGGUUGUGGUAAUAGCUACCAUUUGUAAAGCACUCAUGUACCAGAUACUCUGUUAAGAAUUUUAUGUAUAUUAUUUUAAUCAUUACAAACUUUCAGACUGAUGUUACUAUUAUUCUUUUUAUAGUUGAGAAU
This is a messenger RNA of Castor canadensis (American beaver), 4331 nucleotides long. RefSeq names its product ectonucleoside triphosphate diphosphohydrolase 7 (gene Entpd7). The record is from RefSeq and is a predicted model, not a curated record. Gene Ontology annotation, cellular component: Golgi apparatus; membrane. Gene Ontology annotation, biological process: UDP catabolic process; CTP metabolic process. Gene Ontology annotation, molecular function: UDP phosphatase activity; ribonucleoside triphosphate phosphatase activity; GDP phosphatase activity. NCBI's taxonomy places the organism in Eukaryota, Metazoa, Chordata, Mammalia, Rodentia, Castoridae.